GAAAACCUAAGGAUCAAAUGAGAUCACAGGCAUCAGGAAAGUUUGCACGAGAUGAACUUGCAGUAUAGAGUGAGAUGCAGACACGUUCUGUGAAUACAAGCAAGUGCCACUUUAUUUUCCUGAUUCACAGCUGCACAUGUACAAAUGCUGCAGUUAUAUUUCAGUCAACUAUGAAUAAUUUUUGGUCAGAUAGUGUAUUUCCCUGUUAUUUUUAUAUGUAUAUAUUGCUAAUAUUUUGCUUUUUCAAGAUAUUUUAAGAGUUUACUUAAAUUUUAAGAAUUAUUUUAAGAACAAAUAUGGUGUUGGUUGGUUUUCAGGCAGUGGAAGCCAUGCAAUAUUAAAUAUUUUUCAGGAUUUGUUCCCUCAGUCAGUUUCUUAAAUGUGAAUUUAGUAGCCUAAUUAGGUGGUCCUGGUUUUUUUGCUUUUCACAUUGUCUAAACCACUGAAGUAUUAACAGAAUUCAAAAGAAUGUGUGUCUGAGGCAAAGCUGUGGUUUUAGUCUCCCAAUAUGAGUCGGUGUUUUAAUCCUUUUUAAUCCUAACUUUGACAUUUAACCUGAGUAGAAGACACAGAGAAGGUGAUUUAUGAAGGAUUAUAGGAAAGUGACAGGAGUGUGUGCUGGAAUACAUCUAUUGGUAGGUUUAUUUCCAGUUAUUGAUGAUCCAAUGCAGAAGAAUAAAUUUAGUAACUCUGUUCUCAGUUGUCUAGCAUGUCAUCUUAGUAGUUGUAUGAUGCAGAGAAAGAUUCUUUCUAAGGGGGGUGCGCAGUCUAAUACCCCAACAGGUAACUGUCACUCUUCAGCACAGGGUUACACAGCAGCAGUGGUUUUAGUUAAUACUCUGGUAACAGUGUUUAAUAAAUACAGCAGCUGGAGAGGGCUGAGGAAUCUCAUAACAAAGCUGUAGGAAAGAAUUCCAUUAGCCUGUAAAUGCUGGUCUGCAGCAGCUAUGUUCAUUUCUGUGUGACUUCACAACAAGCUUUGUCCUUGUGCUUCAGAGUGUUGCAAAUGCGAUGGUGGCAUGCUGGCAGGAGAGGCCUGGAGCCCUUUGUAAUGUGGCUGUGAUACUGAAAAUACACAGUCCUCCUCCCCAAAUUAGAGGUCUUUUAUUUUUAAUCCCUCUGAUGGUUCAGCUGAAUAGCUUCCUUCUUUUUUUGUGUGUCUCCUGUGUUUUAAUGCUUUGCAGUACACUACCUAAAUUUCUCAGUACCAUGACAAAAUUCCCACUUUACAGUUUCAGUCUUAAAGUGACACUGAUGAGCACUUCCAAAGCUGACAUACUGAUUGCUCUUCAAUGUUGUGUGCAAUUUUUCAAUGAUGUAAAUAAGGUAAAUAAGGAAAAAAAAAAAGAUGGUGUAUGUCUAGGAGUGUAUGUCUAGGACUGUAUCACUUUGAUUCUAUUUCCAAAAUAUCUGUUAUAACUUCACAGGACAGAAUAUUAUUAUUAAUGAGAAGCUAAUGUUGAUAAUGUCUGUUUCCAAAAGACCAGGCUGUCAGUGAUAUUACAUUAGAAACUUAGCAGUUGCCUAUUUCUAGUCUGCAUUUGGAUGAAAAAUUGCACGUGCCAGAGAAUCUGGGCUUACUUUUUCACCUGUUGAAUCAACAGAAGUUCAGCUCCAAAAUUCUCUGGGAUUGUGAUUAAGCUUUAUAUAAAAGUAUGUAUAGAAUGAUGAGAACUGUCAGAGUCUAAUCUUGGAAAAUAAAUCCUGUAUUUUCCUUUUCUGGGGAGAAAAGACGGUCAUGUUUAAAAAAUGUCUCGGACCUGUUUGUGAUGGGAGGAGCUCUAAUUCUAGAAUCGGCAGCUCUUUUGCACUGGCUAGAGAGAGAAGGCUAUGGACCGCUAGGGAUGACUGGAAUAUCCAUGGGAGGACAUAUGGCUUCACUGGCAGUGACAAACUGGCCUAAACCAUUGCCAUUGAUUCCAUGUCUUUCCUGGUCAACAGCUUCUGCAGUCUUUACUACGGGUGUGUUGAGCAAGGCAGUGAACUGGAGAGAGCUCGAGAAACAGUAUUUUACACAAACUGUUUAUGAAGAAGAAAUAAUUCAAAUGCUUGAAUACUGUGGAACAGAUUCUUUCAAGAUGGGACAAGAUUUUGUUAAAAACUUCCCUGACAGUGUGCACAGUCUGGAGGAUAUGGAUGUUACCUCCAGGAUGUUCAACCUUGAGUCCAUGAGCACUACUGUAUCUAAAGAAGCUGUUCACAGCUUUACCACAAAUAAAAGUACUCUAAGUGCCUCUUCAGAAAGACUCUUAAUACAAGAUGCUCCUAAAAUGCAGUGCAUAAAUCAAACAUUUUCAACCAGUAGCAGUAGCAAUAAAAACUUAACCGGCCCACAAGGACGCAGGAUAAAUACAAGAAGAAAGAGUGACACUUUACAGAGAGAAUCCAUAAGGUUCAUGAAAGGAGUAAUGGAUGAAUGUACCCAUGUAGCUAACUUCUCAGUUCCAGUUGACCCAAGUUUAAUCAUAGUUGUACAAGCCAAGGAGGAUGCAUAUAUUCCUCGUACUGGGGUGCGCAGUCUUCAAGAAAUCUGGCCGGGGUGUGAAAUUAGGUAUCUGGAUGGAGGUCAUGUCAGUGCCUACCUCUUCAAACAAGGACUCUUUAGACAAGCAAUUUACGAUGCGUUUGACCGGUUUCUUCAGAAAUACGCUGUUUGAAAAAUCUUCAUAAUGCAUUCAAACUGAUCUCAUUUGUAAUUCAGUGUACUGGAACUCGUAUUUGGAAAACAAGCUGCUUGCAACAUUGAGUAGCCACUGACUUUGGCUGUUGUAGGUAACAAUAACUGGAAAUGGUGAAGUACCAGCAUUACUUUCAUUUCAACCCAGUGCCAUUCUGACACAGCUGCUUCAGCAUUACCUGUGAAAAAUCAAUGGCAGCAUUUGUCAGCAUUCAUGUACUUUGUGUCUAAUCAGGUUGUGUAUUCCUUGAAUUCUGAAUCAAUUCUGAAUUGUGUGUCAGUGGAAAAUAGACCAGUCUAAGAAAGAAUGUAAAAUGUGCUGUACGGCUAAGCUGCUCUCUUGUGUUUAGUGUGUUUCUGGUUUGUUCCAUAUGCCUUGGUUUCCUCUUGCUUCCUUGCGCCCUUGCUAUUCCCAUUGUAUUUUACUACAGCUUUGCCAGUGCUCAGCCUCGUGUGUUUGUCACUGGUUUUCUCUUCAAUUAUGAAUUGAAAAUGAGCUGUAAUAGGAGGGGCAGCAUCUAAUCUUGCAAAAAGAGACUGUGACAAUUCAAUGAAAAGUGAGAGACGUUUUCAUUCAAUACAUCCCUGAAGUUUUUCUGCCACUGAAAUAACCAUGCCGUUCCAGAAGGAUCAUGUAGCAAUUCAUCAGUCAGGUUCACAAAACUGGAAUAAGUGAAAAUCAACUGUCUGGUUAUUAAUUCUUUACAUUAAUUCAGUUGGAUAACAAAAAUUUCUAGUUUGUUUUUUUUUUUAAAGAAUGGUAGAAGAGAUAGAGAUUUCAUCAUUUACAGUGGCUGCUUUUAGGCAGUUAAAUCAAUAGCAGAUUAUAUGGUGCUGCUGGGAAUAUUUCAACAGAAGUCCUUUUUAAAGUACACUCAGUGCUGAUAUGCAAAAUACACUUCCAUUGUAUAAUUUUAAAAAUACAUGAGACUAAAUGUUUUUAGAACAGUUAGGUUUGCUCCUUAUUUUUCAUCACUUGGGUUUUUUUAAAUCAAUGGAAAAUAAAGAAAUUCGGAUCUUGAACACACUUAAGAAAAAAGCCUCUUUUGGGAACAAAAAUGCCAACAAAGUACACUAUCAUAUAAGGUUGUCAUGUAGUGACCGUAUGUGGUAUCUCUCCAUGUCUUUUUUUGUGGUAAUCUCCUGCAACAUUCUCUUAAAGCCAAUUCGCAGAGAGGUGGAAAACUGUAACACUUCAGUAUUAAUUUUAGUACAGUCAUGACCAGGGUUACACUGAAACAAAUUGAAAAACCCAGCCAUUUCUCAGGAUGUUCAACUUCUGCACUUUUCCAAUCAAGCACUUUUGAUCUCCAUGGUUAGUGUGAAGAUUUUUAGUAGGCAGAGUAUGGAGCAAACAAAGCUCGGUUUAUAUUUUCUUGAAUUUUACUCUGACAGGACUAAUAACUGUGAAGAAGUCAUGGUUCACUUGAAAAUCAGGUAUGUUUAGGUAAAACUGAAGAGCAACAAUUCACAAUAACCCAAAUUAUUUAAGAUACAAAUUUACUGAAAAUGCAAAAGAAGUUCUGCUCUUUUGGAAGCGAAAUUGCUUCUCUCAAGGGGUUUUUCAUAAUUUCUUUGGACAGCGUUGGCUUUGUAUAUAUUAGGAGCAAGUGUGAAGUGACUAACAUGUUUAAAUACAAAAUAUUGUAAACACCAAAUAUUGGAGGUUUUGAAUUCAAAUAUAAGUAAGUUUACAAAUUUAAAAUUGGCAGCUUGAAUACUGUACUAAGAGAUUUACAGGGUUUACAGUUUACAGUCUCAUUCAUCAACUAAGAGUGCUUUACAAGACUACUCUGCUGUUCAGCAACUUUUGUAGCUCUCACAUUUUAAAUGUAAUUGUGUGCUUUUUGUCCUGUUUCUGUUGCAGCUAUGAGAAAGGGAGAUAUGUGGUGGCAAGGGAAAGGGCUUGAAUAAAUGCAAGAGAGAAAAGACAGAUUUUGUAAAGGCCAGGAGUAAGCACAAAAAAAAAAUCAACUACGCUACAAAGUAUAACAUGCCAAAGUAAAUAUUUUCAAAGCGCACAAUACUGGGAAUUACACAACUGAUGGGAACUUGACAUCCUGAGGUUAGUGUUCCAAUGGUAUUAGUAACAAGGUUUAACUUAUCCAAAGGUCAUUCUAUUCACAGAUGAAGAUUUAGGCCAGUGCCACUCCUGGUUGUGAGUGUGUCUUUUGGGACAACUAGUGAAAGACUGGUUUCUGAAAAAAUGAGAAAUCACACUUUGCUCUGUUGCUAAAGUCAUGUUGCCAAAUAUGUUAGCAUUAUUUAAGAAAUUUCUCAGGUUAGAGUAGCAAAAAGGAAAAAGGAGCUCUGUGAUCUGUUUCUGCCAGUUAUCAGACACAGGGAGCUAUUAGGUGGUCUGUGAAGGGGGGAAUCUUGCUGUGUACGUGUUUUUAACCUUUGGGAAAUUGACUUUUUAAACCAGAUUUUAAGGUUAAAGCCUAAGAAAGUAUAAAUAAUCCAUUUUGAUGUUAAAAGAGAAUGUGAUUUUAAUCCAGCAAUUGCAUGAGGGAAAUACUGGAAUAAGAUUCCUGCACUAAAUCCAUGUAGCAGGUAAGCCAUUCUGUAUGUCUUAAACUUAUUGUAAAGCUGGCCUUGGUGAUUUUUUGGUUUUAAAGUUUUUCAAUAAAAGUCCUAAAAAAACA
Messenger RNA from Pseudopipra pipra, 5322 nucleotides. RefSeq names its product abhydrolase domain containing 18 (gene ABHD18). The record is from RefSeq and is a predicted model, not a curated record. NCBI's taxonomy places the organism in Eukaryota, Metazoa, Chordata, Aves, Passeriformes, Pipridae. The transcript has 7 exons. The coding region runs from base 1770 to 2657 and encodes 295 amino acids.